CUUACGCGACCCGGCCCUCAACAAGGGCCUGGCUUUUACUUUGGAAGAGAGACAGCAGCUUAAUAUUCAUGGAUUACUACCUCCCUGUUUUUUCAGUCAAGAAAUUCAAGUUUUAAUUGAACUGAAAAACUUUGAAAGACAAGCAACCGACUUGGAUAGGUAUAUUUUGCUAAUGGGUCUUCAGGAUCGAAAUGAAAAACUCUUUUAUAAAGUGCUGACUUCUGACAUUGAAAGAUUUAUGCCUAUUGUUUAUACUCCCACUGUGGGUCUGGCAUGCCAACAAUAUGGUAUAGCAUUUCGGAGACCAAGAGGACUCUUCAUCACUUCCCAUGAUCGAGGACAUAUCGAAACAUUGUUUAAAUCAUGGCCUGCAACUACCAUAAAAGCUAUUGUAGUGACUGAUGGAGAACGUAUUCUUGGCCUUGGAGACCUAGGUUGUUAUGGAAUGGGCAUCCCAGUGGGUAAACUAGCACUUUACACAGCAUGCGGAGGAUUGAAGCCCCAGGAGUGUCUGCCCGUUAUGCUUGAUGUGGGAACUGACAAUGAGGAAUUGAUAAAUGAUCCUUUGUACAUUGGUCUGAAACAUAAACGAAUCCGAGGCCAGGCUUAUGAUGAUCUUCUAGAUGAAUUUAUGGAAGCUGCAGUUUCCCAGUAUGGCAGAAACUGCCUCAUUCAGUAUGAAGAUUUUGCUAACCGAAAUGCAUUCCGUCUUCUGAAUAAAUAUCGCAACUUGUACUGCACUUUCAAUGAUGACAUUCAAGGAACAGCAUCUGUGGCUGUUGCAGGUCUCCUUGCUGCACUCCGGAUUACUGAAAAUAAAUUGUCUGAUCAUACAGUACUCUUUCAGGGAGCUGGAGAGGCAGCCAUGGGCAUAGCCAAUCUUCUCAUUAUGGGCAUGGAAAAGGAAGGGAUACCUAAAAAGGAAGCCAUAAAAAAGAUCUGGAUGGUAGAUUCAAAAGGAUUAAUUGUAAAGGGUCGUGCUUCAUUAACAUCUGAGAAAGAAGUGUUUGCUCAUCAGCACGAGGAGAUGAAAAAUUUAGAAGACAUUGUUAACAAAAUAAGACCAAGUGUUCUUAUAGGAGUUGCCGCAACUGCUGGUGCAUUUACAAAACGUAUUAUCAAGGAUAUGGCUUCCUUCAACAAGCGGCCAAUAAUUUUUGCGCUCAGUAACCCAACUAGCAAAGCAGAAUGCUCUGCUGAAGAUUGCUACCACCUAACAGAGGGGCGAGGCAUUUUUGCAAGUGGAAGCCCUUUUGAUCCAGUCACUCUUCCAGAUGGACGCACGUUUUAUCCUGGACAGGGGAAUAAUGCCUAUGUGUUUCCAGGAAUUGCCCUUGGAGUUGUUUCAUGUGGAGUGAGACACAUAAAUGACGACAUUUUUCUCCUUACUGCAGAGGUUAUAUGCCAACAGGUAUCAAAGAAGCAUUUAGAUGAGGGCCGUUUGUAUCCACCUUUAGUUGCAAUUCGAGAUGUCUCUCUUAAAAUAGCUGUGAAAUGGAACCUCGGAUUACGAACGCUUCUGUUAAC
This is a messenger RNA of Python bivittatus (Burmese python), 1527 nucleotides long. The record is from RefSeq and is a predicted model, not a curated record. NCBI's taxonomy places the organism in Eukaryota, Metazoa, Chordata, Lepidosauria, Squamata, Pythonidae.